This is a messenger RNA of Penaeus vannamei (Pacific white shrimp), 586 nucleotides long. RefSeq lists its product as uncharacterized. Lineage: Eukaryota; Metazoa; Arthropoda; Malacostraca; Decapoda; Penaeidae. The record is from RefSeq and is a predicted model, not a curated record.
UGAGAGUAGCAACGUUCCCUUAGAACAAAUCACCAUGGUUGACAUCGAUCUCUUUUUCUCGGUGUUUUCAGCGUUCGUGGGACUGAUCUUUCUGUUUGCUUUGUUCUUCUACCUCUGCAGAGUAAGGAAGCAGUUUGUACCGCCUCGAAGGCCUUUGUAUCCCCACGUGAUCGUGACGCCUCGGUUUCAGGAGACAGACACUUUCUCGCUUGUAUCGACGUCCUUCGUCCCGGCUGCCUCGGGGUACAGGGCAUCACCUCUUCCUCAGGUGGUCGAUGAUGUUCCCAUGAAUGGGCACUUCAUCGCGCGACCGACGUCGGAAUAUUUCCCAAUUUUCAACACCCUGAAACUUCAUGCCCAAAUUUCCAAAUGCCCGUCGAUGGGUGACAUUCAUAAUAAGUACGUAAGCAACUCAAAACCGCUUAAUCCCGCGGGACCGCACAGCCCAGCCUCGCGGGGUUUCCCGUCUCCUUACGGAUCCCCGCUUGUGACGCCGUACCUAGUGGUUCCCCUUCGGCAUUCUCAACCGCGGUAGCAUCGUUUGCGUGGCAACAGUUUCUGUUUGGAGUGUAUGGCAAUAAAUCAG